This is a messenger RNA of Histoplasma mississippiense, 2028 nucleotides long. RefSeq lists its product with no specific name. The coding region runs from base 1 to 2028 and encodes 675 amino acids. Gene Ontology annotation, molecular function: metal ion binding. Lineage: Eukaryota; Fungi; Ascomycota; Eurotiomycetes; Onygenales; Ajellomycetaceae. The transcript has 5 exons. The record is from RefSeq and is a predicted model, not a curated record.
AUGACGAAAUUUGUGACAAUGGAUCAAGCAAUGCUCGAGAAAACUAAAAAUGACAAGAUCCUCUCUCGUUUUGUGAAGAAGGGGGGAGACAUCAUUAAGCAGCUCGCCCAGACAAUUUUAUCCAACGCCGCGGAGUUGACAAAAAGGAAAGCUGAAAUCGCAAAAGCAUCCCCUAAAAAGACAGAGAGUGCGCUGAAUGAGGACGGAUUGGUGGUCAUGGAGCCGGAAAUCGUUAUCCGGAACCCGCUCCCUUCCACCACUGAUGCCAAGCGGCCCCGUGAGCUGGAGACGGAUGGCUCGCCAUCCACGAAACGUUCUGUAACCACUUCCAACGGCAAACCUGCUGUGAAACCUACAACUGUGGCUGUCACGAAACGAACCACGACCACUGCUCCGGAUGCCAAAAGCACAGCAGCCGCUGGAAAUGCAGCAGCAGCCAAGCCGAAGCCUAAUAUGGUGAUCCCCAAACCGACCCCAAGCCUCUUUAGCAGCUUGAUGUCUGCUUCGAAAAAGCCUGGAACUUCAAAUGCGGCGCGUGCAGCAGCAGCCGCCAAAGAAAGGGCAAAUCCUCCGGAACAGAAACCCGCCCCACCCCCAGCUGUUGUUCAGAAACCUGCUUUCUCAUUCUCAGAGACGAUGGCUGAUUUAAGCAAGCCAAAGGAAUUGGUCCCCAGUAAGCCAGCGGAAGAUCUUCCUCCAGAAACAGAGGAAGAGCGCAAAAAACGUAUUCGAAAGGAAGAACGUCGUAAGCUGCGUGUCAGCUGGAAGCCAGAUGAUUCUUUGACUGAAAUACGUCUGUUCACCCAUGAUCCUGAGGAGGAUAUUGGCCAUGAUGACAGCAUGAUACGGGAUGUUGCUGAUGUAGGAGGCGAGGGAAGAACCCUUAAGCUUCAUCGAGGGAUGGAUGAUUUGGAUGACGAGGAUGAGGACGAUGAUCCCGAGGCUAGAACAAAAACCUUCCAUCCUUACACUUCACCAACUGAAAUUGAUUUCUCAGAGCUUGAUUUUGAGGAGCGCCAGCGGAAUUUCAUCAAGAGAGGCGGUAUUCAGAAACCUGAGAGUGCCGAAAAGCUGGCCCAGGAGCAACGUGAAUCGAAAACACUAAGUGUCUUCUAUACAUCGCUAGCUGAUAUCCCGUCUUCUCCUAAGGAGCCACCUGCCCCUGAUGCGGAUGAAUCGUAUGAUCCGGAAGUUCCAUUUGGCGAACCAGGGGAUCAGACAAAGGCGCGCUCCGCGAAAUAUUUUGCGGCCAGAGCACCAAUCCAACCACCACCACAACCUCAAUCUGCCCAGACCCCUCAAAACUCCAGCACUGUCGACAUUUCCUCUCUACUCAAACUCAUCCAGCAAGCUCCUCAGUCGGGACAACCUCAACCAUCCCAACCGCCAAUCCCUAUACCCGACCUAGAGAAAACCUAUGGUCAAUUCGUUGGAAACCAGGGUCAGCCCACUCCCACCUCAAUACCGCAAGUACCCCAAAUUCCGCAAGCUACUCAACCUGCCACGUUGCCAGGGGCCCUCGACAUCCAGGCACUGCUUGCGGUUAUGAAUGCGCAAACACAGCUACAACAAGGAGCUCCUGCAUUCCCUCCCCCUCAGGGCCCAGCAGCUUCUUCGUCUCAGGCCCCGAAUCUCGCCUCGAUCCUUUCGCAGUUUCAAAUCCCAGUGGUGACAGGGCAGACACAGACACAGCCACCGCAGCAGCAGCAACAGCAACAGCCACCCUCCCAGCCUCUUGCGUAUAAUCAGAACCAAUCUAAGCAGCAUGGGUCCUUUUAUGAGGAUGCCGAUCGGAAGAGGAUGCGCGAAGGCCACGGACAUAAAAAGCAUGGCGGAUAUGACAAUAAUGAUGAGGUAAGCCACGGUCAUGGCCAUGGCCACGGACAUGGCAAUAAGCGGGCUAGAACGAAUGGAGAAUUCAAGCAUAAGAAACAUCCCAAGGCAGGCCUCGUCCCCUGCAGAUACUGGAAGGAGGACAAAUGCCUGAAAGGCGAUGACUGUACAUUUCGCCACGAUCCUCUUGAUUGA